AAAAAUAGAAAGAUCGCAGGAUCUGGAUCAAGAUACGGAGAUCUUCCUGCACAAUCGACGUAAGGAGGAAGGUGAAGCUGCAUCCUUCGACAGCUCCUUCCUCAAAUACCCCGCGUCUGCCUAGCUAUCACCUCUUAUCUUCCUACUUCCCAUCCACUUCAAAAGACAAGACGCUUCUAUCAGGUUGUGACAUCGCUUCUUCACUGGGAUCAUUCACUUUCGCUUGACCAUUAUCUCUGUGUCUUGCGAAGACCGGCAUCAACUGUAACUCGCAUUCCCAUCAACAACAUCACGAUCAAUCUUCUCAACAUGACCGGCGACUUCGUGUCUAAUCCGAGCUUCGCCAACGAGACUUCCAACGUCUACUUCGAGCAUUCUUCGGGCGUUCGUGUGGACACCAAUGCCGUUCUGAUCGAGGCAAUCCGACGAGAGUACCCUCAGCUUCACCUUACCGUGACACCGACAUACGCAUGUGACCUUCUUCAAUUCGCUGCCGCUGGAAAAGCUGCUGCUGCCCCUAUCGACAAGGAAAAUGAUCGGCUGUAUGUCCGACACUUUUUGGCGCCUGCCAGACGCCUUGACGGAGGCAACGGCCGCAUUGUGGACGAUGUCAAGUUUGGCAAGUUCUUGAUUGACUGGGACGGCAAAGAGUACGUCGUCUACAUUGCCGAGGGUCGCGAUGGUGUAAUGUCUUAUCCACAAGUUCGCAAUCAGUACAUCUUGUCGUCCUCAGUACAGGCAACUGAAAAACUUCUACUGGAGGCUGGAAGAUUUACAGGCAGCUUAGAAGGAGUGGUGCUUGUCUACGACCAAGGUUACUGGCAGAAGAACCAUGAACUGUGGGAAAGUAUCCAGUCGGCCGAAUGGAAAAAUGUCAUCCUUGACGAGGAUAUGAAGUCAGCUCUCAUCAAGGACGUGGACAACUUCUUUGACGGCAGAGAAACUUACCAGAAGCUGAAGGUGCCAUGGAAGCGCGGCGUCAUCUACUAUGGACCUCCCGGCAACGGCAAAACCAUCAGCAUCAAGGCUCUGAUGCAUACACUCUAUAAGCGAAAGGACCCCGUUCCUACACUCUACGUAAAAUCGCUGGCGGGUUAUGGUGGCCCUGAGUUCUCACUCAGUACCAUCUUCAAAGAAGCCCGCCGUUAUGCCCCUUGCUACCUCAUCUUCGAGGAUCUUGACUCGAUAAUUACCGAUUCAACACGUAGUUACUUCCUGAAUGAGGUCGACGGAGUGCGUUCAAACGAUGGUAUCUUCAUGGUCGGAUCCACCAACCACCUUGAUCGCCUAGACCCAGGUAUCUCCAAGCGUCCCUCUCGCUUCGACCGCAAAUACUAUUUCCCCAACCCGAAUCACGAGCAGCGUGUCAAGUACGCACAGUUUUGGCAGGGUAAACUAAAGGAAAAUAAAGACAUUGAAUUUCCGGACAAGCUCUGUGAGGCAGUAUCAUCAAUUACUGAUGGCUUCUCCUUCGCAUACAUGCAAGAAGCCUUUGUGGCAUCUUUGCUAGCUCUUGCGCUUAGCGACAAGGAGGAAGGUCACCAUGAUGCUGAUCUUGACAAGCUUCCGUUGUGGCAGCAGCUCAAGAAACAGGUCAAGAUUCUGAGAGAAGAGCUACACCACGAUCCAGAGGAGGCCAUGGCGGCGCUCAAGAUCUAGUUGAAGUACUUUCUACCAUGUUUUGCUUGUACAACGUUAGCUAGCCGGAUCUACAGAUCUUGCGAUCAUGAGGAUCGAAACUGAAUAUUUGAUAAACCUCGUACGCCCUUGCGAUAUUCUUGUGGGCCGGCUAUCAGCAGGCGUGAAGCUAAACAAAACAAUGAAAUCAAGGUGAUGCGGGUGUGCGAAGACAUGUCUAGGCGAGCUGGAAGGGCAGGAGUAGCUCUCUGUGGGAGCGCUACACAUACGUGAUAUGGCAAAGCUGUUACAAGAUAGUAGGCACAUGAGCAAGCAUGUCUAAUAUUGUCC
Messenger RNA from Aureobasidium pullulans EXF-150, 1968 nucleotides. Its product is annotated as P-loop containing nucleoside triphosphate hydrolase protein. Gene Ontology annotation, molecular function: ATP binding; ATP hydrolysis activity. The transcript is spliced from 3 exons. The coding region runs from base 310 to 1659 and encodes 449 amino acids. Gene Ontology annotation, biological process: protein import into peroxisome matrix. Gene Ontology annotation, cellular component: peroxisomal membrane; cytosol. The record is from RefSeq and is a predicted model, not a curated record. Lineage: Eukaryota; Fungi; Ascomycota; Dothideomycetes; Dothideales; Saccotheciaceae.